AUGAUCCGAAAAUGCGUGAAUCUUCGGUGUUUCCAAUGGAAUGGUGGCGAUUCGCGGUCAGACGCUGCUCGGUCAGAGCGAUUGAACCUUCAGAACGGAAACGUUGUUGCCUGGUUCUUUGGAGGACUCCUUGGAGACACACCCGGCUUACGAGGAACAUAUGGAUGGAAGACUGCUGAAGAUGAGAACGACGAGACGGAGGAAGACGAGGGUCGGUCAGGAGAGAGAUGGCCGCUACCACAUCUCGAGUCGAUUCAAACCACGUGGAAGGAUGUCCCGGACUUGGUAAUCGCGCGGCUAUUGAAGCGCCUGCAUCGAUUGACGAGUCUUCAGUUAUCCAGUCCAAACUUUGGCCCUCUGGCGUUUCGGGAUAUCGCCACCGCCAAGGCGACUGUCUGCGUCUAUCAGGGUUUUGGAUAUCUCGUCCUACUCAAGUCUCACCAGCGACAAUGUCUUUGA
Linnemannia hyalina is the source of this 459-nucleotide messenger RNA. The record is from the annotation of a GenBank genome assembly. Lineage: Eukaryota; Fungi; Mortierellomycota; Mortierellomycetes; Mortierellales; Mortierellaceae.